Messenger RNA from Moneuplotes crassus, 2515 nucleotides. The record is from the annotation of a GenBank genome assembly. Lineage: Eukaryota; Ciliophora; Spirotrichea; Euplotida; Euplotidae.
AAAUGUUAAAAUACAUCACUAACUUGUUGGCAUUUAACCAGGCUACUCUUAGCGGAUGCGUUGAUAUUGUUGUCAUUGAACAAGAAGAUGGAACGCUCGUCACUUCUCCUUUCCAUGUCAGAUUUGGAAAACUAAAACUACUCAAAUCCACACAGAAAGAGGUGAGUAUUAGCAUCAAUGGGAAAAAGAGUCAGCUCAAGAUGAAAAUAGGCAAAUCAGGAGAAGCAUACUUUGUAAAGCAUGUCAGUGAAAACGAGAAGGAAGAAGAAAAAGAAUCUAUGCCAAAGCAGAUCAGCAAUUUGAGUAAUUUAAAAAAUAGCGAAGAUGACCUUUUCAAGCCUUCUAGUCCAGGAGUGGUGCAUGAUGGUUAUGAAGAUCUUGAUUUCUUCGGACCAAAAGAUAAGAGAGAAGUCAAGUCUGAAUGGAAGAAGGACUCUGAAGAUUCAGAGGAUCUUGAUGAGUAUAACGUCACUGAUUCAGAUGAUGAUUCUAUUGAAAAGACCAGAUCUGAAGAGAAAUAUAACCAGAUUAUUAGGAAGAUGACAGAAGACGGAGGAAAUAAAAGUAAAAGCCUCUCAGACGAGAAGGAUAAUGAUAACAAGGGAUUUGACAGCCCUGAUAAGUCUAACAAGAAUGGAUCAAGGUUUGGAUGGCUAUGGGGAAAUGAAGAUCAAGAUUCAAAUCAUAGAAAUCAUAGGAGAGCAAAAAGUACUAGGAAAAGAUCUAUGACAUUUUCCCAGGAGGAAGAAAAGGGAGAUAUCCCAAUUCCUACUAAGUAUGACAGCUAUCAUGAGUCUAAAAGUGAGGUUGGGUUAGUGAACCCUCUUUUUGAUGAAGAGAAGAUUAAGGAUCUCCAGAACAAAACUGAAGAUAUCGAUGAGUUAGAUAAUGACCAAAAAGUGCCAGGAAUGAAUAAUGUAUCUCCAAAUAAUAAGAGAGGUAUUUUUAGAAAGAUUUUUGGAUUGUUCAGAAGCAAAGAUAAACAGGAAGAAAAUCCUCGAGAUAUGUUUAAAUUAGAAAAGGUCAAACCUAAGGAAGCAGAUUCUCCUGACCUCUCUCCUGCCCUAAUGAAAUCUUUCAAGAGUGAAGUAGGCAUGAGCUUGUGAAAGAAUCAACUCUUUGUAUGAGAAAAGGAUGAGGUUGAUCAGAUUUUUGAGCAAAAUGAAGUAUCUUUUGAAGAAUUCUGAGAAAGAUACGAGGAAAUUAUAGAGGAUACUAAUCUUAUUCUAAGAGUAAGAGACCAGAUAUAUGACUGGAGAACAGGAGCAGCCAUUAUUAUGUCAGAGCUGAUCUUUGGAAGAACUCUAAAAUCAAAGACCCAUGAUUUCCAGCAAAAAGUAGAAUCCUAUGCUCAAAAGGCCACCAAAGAUGAUUCUGCUGAAGAGGCUAAAAAUUCAGCAGAAGAAGGUAACCAAGAAGAGAUAAAGGUUGAGAAAGAAAGUAAGAUCCUGAAUGAAAAGAAUAAAUCAGUUCCAGAAUUUAAGAAAAUUUCUAAGAUAAGGAAAACGCUCUCAGAAAAUCCCAAGGAUGCGAUGUAUCUCAGAAAAAUUGAUCACCACGAUUUUUCAGAUUCUGACUGAGAUAUAGAAGAUGAUAUUGAGGACCAACCUGGACCAAGUAUUAAUGAAAUCAAGGAUAUUGAGAUCCCACUAGAGAGAGCUCUCACUACUUUGGAGGAGAAGAAAGCUGAGACCAAGAAGAAAUAUAAGAAGACUUUAUUCCUUACAUCUGAACAACUUCAGCAGUUAGAUCUCAACUAUGGUAAAAACGAAAUUACCUUCACUGUGGACAGUGGCUUCCAAGGUCUACAAAGCAAUACUUGUAGACUAUUCUUUUGGAAUCACAAAGUCAAGAUCGUGCUCUCUGAUGUUGAUGGGACGAUCACAAAAUCUGAUGUUCUUGGUCAUAUCCUUCCAAGAUUAGGCAAAGAUUGGUCUCAUGAAGGAAUCACUAAAUUAUAUACUGAUAUUAAAAAUAAUGGUUAUGAGUUCUUAUAUCUAACUUCGAGAGCUAUUGGAAUGGCUGAUUCAACAAGGAACUAUCUCCAAGAACUUGAGCAGGAAGGCAGCUUCAGGCUACCUGAUGGGCCUUGAAUAAUGUCCCCAGAUCGACUUAUGCACUCAUUUAAAAGAGAAAUAAUUGAUCGCAAACCCCAAUUAUUCAAGAUAGCAGCAUUGCUAAAUAUCAAGAACUUAUUUAAGGACAAUCAUUCUCCAUUUUAUGCAGGAUUUGGAAACAGAGAGACUGAUGCUAUUUCAUAUAGAGCAGUUGGAAUAGAUUUCAAAAGAAUAUUUAUAGUAAACCCUCAAGGAGAGAUAGUUAUACUCAAGUCAAUGUACAAAAAGUCCUACCCAUUGAUUAAUGAACUUGUAGAUCAAAUGUUCCCAUCGGUAUGCAUUGCGACGGAGAGGGCCAAAGAAAAUGAAGAAAACGAAGAUUCCAAAUAUUAUGACUUGAACUACUUCAAACCUCAGCAGUACUCAGAAGAAGAUUUAAUUGACCAGGGUUCAUAAUU